Manis javanica (Malayan pangolin) is the source of this 3176-nucleotide messenger RNA. The record is from RefSeq and is a predicted model, not a curated record. Lineage: Eukaryota; Metazoa; Chordata; Mammalia; Pholidota; Manidae.
CUCCAGCAACACCGCAUGGCUACUCCACUGCUGAGAGACGUGACACCGCCUGCCCUGUCCCCUUCCACGCCCUUACCUGCAGCCUAUGACUCUGCUGGGCAGCACAGCACGGGCUGCAGCGUGUCACCUGAGUUGGGAGACAGGAGCAUGGAGAAGGCCUUGGAGGAAGGGAAGUUGCUGCAGGGGGGUCUCUGUGUCAGGGAGACCCUGGAGACAGUGUGCAGUGCUCAGCUGAGCAUUGCAGUGACAGAGGACUCCGGCAAUGGCGUGUCCUCCUUCGUCAAUGUGCUGAGGGGCCUCGGGCACGAGGAGGAGACCUCAGCUCCCACUGGGGUGGUGAGGACCACCCAGAGUCCCACCAGCUACUCAUCCUCCUGUCUUCCCACUGUGAUGCCGUGGGACCUGCCCGGCAUGGGGGCUGCUGCGCAAAGCCUGGAGAACCAUCUUGGGGAGAUGCCGUUCAGCCAAUAUGACCUCUUUAUCAUCACGGCAUCCGAGCAGUUCAGCAUGAAUCACGUGAGGCUCGCCAAAACCAUCCAGGGCCUGGGAAAGAGGUUCUCCAUCGUGUGGACCAAGCUGGAUAGGGACCUGAGCACGAGUGUCCUCUCAGAGGACCAGCUCCUGCAAAACAUCCGGGGGAAUAUCUGGGAAAAUCUCCAGAAGAGGGGGAUAUGUGAACCCCCCACAUUCCUGGUGUCCAACCAUGACCCUUUAUUGCAUGACUUCCCAUGGCUUAGGGACACAUUGUACAGGGACCUGUCUGACAUCAGAUGCUGCAGUCCACUACAGACCCUAUCCCAAAUUUGUCACAAGAUCUGUCUUCGGUGGCAUCCAGCCAUGGGUCAAUGCUCACCCUCCCGUGCAUCUCGUCAAAAGGCUCAUGAUUUGCUCUCCGGCUUUGGAAAAUUUGCUGAGAAGUUCCACCUAGAAACAAAAAUCAUCUCUCAGGAAACCACCACUUUGAUUCAAUCAUCCCUGAAGGCGGGGGACUUUCAGAAGACUAUUACUGAGAUCAAUGAGGCAUUGAGAGACAUUGAGAAUGCCCCACUGAGUAUUGCUGUGACUGGGGAGACUGGGUCAGGGAAGUCCAGUUUCAUCAAUGCGCUGCGUGGGGUUGGCAAUGAGGGAGAAGGUGCUGCCCCCACUGGGACGUUGGAGACCACCAUGGAGAGAACUCCAUACAGAAAUGAGAAAUUUGUCAACGUGACAAUAUGGGACCUGCCUGGCUUGGGGUCAACUAGCUUUAAGCCACAGAAAUAUCUAAAGAAAAUGAAGUUUAAUGAGUAUGACUUCUUUAUUAUCAUCUCUGCUACACGCUUCAAAUUAUAUGAUACAAAACUGGCCAAAGCAAUUGGAAAAAUGGGGAAGAAUUUCUACUUUGUUCGAAGUAAAGUGGACAGUGAUUUGGACAAUGAACGAAGGAGUAAACCAGCGACAUUCAAUAAGGAAAAAAUCCUGAAAGACAUUCGAGAUGACUGCAAGAAACAGCUAGAGAAUGCCAAGGUGAAUCACCCUCGGGUCUUCUUGGUCUCCAACAUUGAUGUGUCUGACUAUGAUUUCCCAAAUCUGGAGAUGACACUUCUGAGGGAGCUCCCAGCCCAGAAGCGCCACAUCUUCAUGCUCUCCCUGCCCAGUAUCACUGAGGCCGCCAUUGACCUGAAGCGGGACUCCCUGAGGCAGAAGGUGUGGCUGGAGGCACUGAAGGCUGGAGCAUCAGCCACCCUCCCUUUGGUGGGUCUGAUCAAUGAUAUAGAUCUGGAGAAGCUGGAGGAGACUUUAACCCUGUACCGGUCUUACUUUGGCCUGGAUGACGCAUCCCUGGAAGCCAUGGCCAAGGAUUUGCAUGUGUCAGUGGAGAAACUCAAGGAAAAUCUGGAGUCUCCACACUUGUUGUCUGUCAAGAAGGGUAACGAGUCUGUGAAGGACAGACUGCUGGAGUUUAUUGAGACACUUUGCUCAGUCACUGGGGGCCCCAUUGCCACAGGCAUUUACUUUACAAAGACCUUCUAUUUGCAAAAUCACUUCCUUGAUACUGUGGCUAAGGAUGCCAAAACUCUCCUUAAAAAAGAGGAGCUUUUCACAGAAAAUGUGGGCUCUGCCGAGGUCUAACACCCUGUAUAUUGGGAAACAAAAUCGGAAUGAUGAGGACCAGACCCCACCGCAUCCUUGGUGCUGGCCAGGCCUUGCCAGCCGGCCUCAUAGUUAAGAGCUCCUCUAAGCAGGCCUGGUAUUCCUGCCCCAAGUAAGGACCCCUGAUGUCUCCACACUCUCAGCCCUGGAGCAACCUUCACCUUAGUGCCUUUCAUGCAAAAUGUAGAAUCAGCUAAAAUUCUGCCUGGGAAAAACAAGGAAGGAGAUCUGGAAUUUGAUGCUGAGAAACACAGGCAUGUCAGUGGUCCAGCUACUCUGCAUCCAAGGCUGGGUACCAUAGUUAUAAUAGUGGCAUUUGGUGUCUCAAUGGUUGGCACCCAGAAUAGGCUCAAUACGUGUUUGAUGUUUGCACAAAUCCAGUCAAUAGUAUUAAUUCUUGAGAGUUCCUCCUGAUAUGUCCAUCUGAGGGUUCCUCUGUUGUCCUUCCAGAACUUAUCAUGUUAUUUCACAAGCUUCUGCAAUGUAACAAGGAUCACGAUGUAGUAUAAGCCCUGGCAGUGGUUUUGCUUAUUUUUUUUAAGUAUGAGUGUGUGGGUAAAAUUGCAGUAUUUCUCAAAUCUCUUGCCUGUCCUUAAUGCAUCUCCGUAUUAAUAGGUGUUUCCAAGGGGUGGAGAGAAGAGGUCCUUCUCCAUAUCAAUAGGUGAUUACAAGGGGAAGCAGGGCAUAUCUGGACUGGAAAGGUUGGAUAGGGUCCCUUUUUCUGCAGCCGGGUCAUGAGAGACACAGGCAAGCAGGAGUGGACUACUUGUAAGCAAUAACAAGUUUCUCCCACUUCAUUUCUCCCUUUGACUGAUUUCGGUUUCAAAGGUAUUUUGACCUAGGCUGGUAGAAUAUUCUCCCCCCAGAGUUACAGAGUACCUGAUUUAGGCUUUGCUGAUGUGCCCAUUUCAAAGAUGCUUAUUUCAAAUAAGCACACUGCUAGCCACAUAACUAGAUGGAGAACUUACCCAAGUGUAUUGUGUUAGCCUAAAGUGUGGUGUGUAAUUUUCAGCUUUUAUAAGUAAUAAACCUUUUUUUUUUUUCAA